CCCAUUCUCUCUCCGCCCCAGACCGCCGCCGUGAUUCCAUAUUCCUACACACUUGAGGUCUUGUUUCUUGUAGCCUCUUGUAUUAUACCCUUCCAGCCGCUUCCCAAUGGCCGGCCGCUUCGUCAGAGCCUCCAAAUAUCGACACGUCUUCGGACGGUCGACAAAGAAGGAACAAUGCUAUGACAACCUUCGAAUCUCCAAAAAUGCGUGGGACAGCAACAUCAUCAAGGCAAAUCCUGAAUACAUAUCUGUCAACUGGGAGGCUAGUGGAGGAGGAGCUUUUGCCGUCAUUCCUAUCAACGAGCGCGGUAGACUGCCUGAACAGCUGCCACUUUUCCGGGGCCACACUGCAGCGGUGCUCGAUACGGACUGGAGCCCUUUCAACGACUCCCUAGUCGCAUCAGGCUCUGACGACGCAAAGGUCUUCAUAUGGGAAGUUCCAAAAGACUUCACCUUAUACUCGGAUGCAGAGGAACCAGCAGACGUCGCUCCAGUCGCCAGACUAACUGGCCACACCCGGAAAGUAGGGCACGUGCUCUUCAAUCCUGCCGCUGAAAACGUCCUCGCUAGUUCUUCGGGUGACUGCACUGUUAGGUUGUGGGAUGUCGAAGCUGGCGCCACCAAGCUGAGCUUGAAACAUGCCGAUAUCCUCCAGUCAAUGUCAUGGAAUGCUGAUGGAUCUCUACUCGUUACCACUAGCCGCGAUAAGAAGAUGCGCAUUUGGGAUACUCGACAAGAAAAGUCUGUGCACGAAGUGCCAGGUCACCCCGGCGCAAAGAACAGCCGUGCCGUCUGGAUGGGUGAACACGACAGAAUUGCCACUACCGGCUUCUCGAGAAUGAGCGAUCGUCAAUUGGGUCUCUGGGACUCCAGGUCGCCAAAGGAACCCAUCGGCGGGUUCACCAUCCUCGACUCCAUAUCAGGUGUCUGCAUGCCCUUCUGGGAUGAUGGCACUCAGUGCUUGUAUCUCGCUGGAAAAGGCGAUGGAAACAUCCGGUACUACGAAUACGAGCACGACAAGUUCGAGUAUUUGUCUGAGUAUAAAUCAGCUGAUCCCCAGCGAGGCAUCGCUUUCAUGCCGAAGCGAGGUGUCAAUCUACACGACAAUGAGGUACUACGUUGUUUCAAGACGGUCAACGAUUCGUACAUUGAACCAAUCUCGUUCAUUGUUCCUCGGAGAGCCGAAGUCUUCCAGAGUGACAUAUAUCCUCCGACCACAGGUAGUACGCCUGCAGUAUCUGCUUCUGAGUGGUUUGGUGGCAAGACUGGUUUGCCACCAAAGAUCUCACUGGAGAGUGUCUACGAAGGCGAUGUACCCGCGGAUAUCCCAUCCGAGUACAAGCCAUCGGCAUCGGCUGCACCUGUCGUCAGCCCACCGGCCACGAAGGCUGAACCUGAGCCACCUAAGACAACCCCAGCUACGACAUCGACAGUGCCCGCGCGAGGUCCAGUGCCGACCUUGAAGGACAACAAAGCGUCUAUCGCUACAAUGGCGUCCAAGUUUGCCGACAAGGACGAAGAGGAAGACGAUGAGGAAGACGAAACAUCCAGUUUUGAAGAAAUCCCCAAGCCGAUCGAGCGACCUACGGUUGCUGCUUCCCGGGCAGAAGAGAAGACCAAGGAUCCCGAGCCGCCGAAACCAGCUGCAAGCGCAACAGUGCCAAAGGCUAACCCUGUGUCCACUUCUCCAGCUCCCAAAGCGACUCCAUCAACAGAAGCCGCACCGGCCCCGACCCCAACCCCGACCACUGCGCAUCACGGCCCUACACCUAGUGGCGCUGCUGCGGGUAUCAAAGACUACCUGACGGACAUCAAGUCUUUGUUAGAGCAACAAGCCCACGCCAUGACGACCCAGAGCGAGCAAAUCGCGAAUCUCACCCAAGAAGUAAACACCCUGAAAGCCAAGGUGGGUGACCCGGGAAACACAAGGGCGAAGGACGAACGCAUUCGGCAGCUCGAGCUAGAACUCGAAGAGGCGAGGUCUUGAGCCUCUCGCCAUGACAGAAGUUGAGUGUUUCCAAUUUUGACACUAUCACAAGCGGAGAAGUUGGGGUGGUAUCGGGUCUAAUACGAUACGGUUCGCUUCCUGUUGGCUUAGCAUUAGCGUUUGAAAAGCGGGCAUGGUCGACCGGUAUGGGUAUAUCCUCAAUCGGGUGAGAUUGUCUCUUGUAGCUGG
Molecule: messenger RNA, 2176 nt
Organism: Mytilinidion resinicola
Lineage: Eukaryota; Fungi; Ascomycota; Dothideomycetes; Mytilinidiales; Mytilinidiaceae
Product: actin-binding protein-like protein
Exons: 9
Coding region: 107-1987 (626 amino acids)
Biological process (GO): actin filament organization
Molecular function (GO): actin filament binding
Source: RefSeq, a predicted model, not a curated record